CGUACGCGAGAUCACGCUCGCCGACAUCUUUCUGUACCGCCUUGCUAGCGGGUCGUCGGUGAACCCUGACAACCGGCCAAUGGUCAUGGUCAUCGCGCAGCGCAACUCGAAGACGUGCAAGGACGCCCGUCUUCAUCACAGCUACGCGGCGAGGCACUUAGAGGCGGAACUGUGUGCUGUGGGCGAUACAAUCCUCUGGCUGCACUUCAUCUACGACCAGGUCCCCCAGAUCUUCGGCGUCCGCAUAAUUCCGCCGCUGGACGUACGCCGACCGGAGCUCUGGUACGACAAGCAUCUCUUCUUCGCCCGCUACGACAAGGAUCAGGGUUUGCUGCCGUUGUCGAGCCAGCAACGAAUCACUCGGCAGCUGUGGACGGCCAACAAGGUUUUCAUCAAGCGCAACGUGCACGCCGCUCGCGCCGGCGGGGCACAAGAGCUGGCUGACCAAGGCACGCCGCGCGCCGAGAUAGCCGAAUUGGGUCACUGGGCUAUUGACGAGAUGACGAGGAGUUACAUCACUUCAAUUCCAGUCGGGGUGGUGAUGAGGAAGGCCGGCUACUCCGGAGCCCGAAGCGACUACUUCCUGGGCCGCAGCAGGCUACCUCCCAGCGCAGACCUCGAAAAAACCAUCGCCGCGCACAUAUUUCCCGGCGUCGAGGAACAGUUGGGGGCGGCGGAAGAGCUCGCACAAGGGCCUGAGGCGAACACGGCCGCGGUGCACUUCAUCCAGACCAUGCUGGAUGCACGCCGCAUUGCGGCCGAGGACCUCGCGGUGAAACUCGUCCGCACUCCGUGGCACCCUCAGGUCGAGGCUUCGAGGCUUUGUCGGGAUCGCGACUUUCAGGCGUGGGCGAAGGACAUCGAGAAGAUUGACACCGAGACGAUCGCCAAGCGCCGGUCGCCGAUCCCGACCCAGCCAGCUGUCGACCUUCUGAACGAGACGCUGGCCCACGAGAGGCACAAAGCGAUGCUCAAGCAGAUGAAGGUAGAGAAGGAGCUCGAGGAGGCGCGUGCUGCUAUCGCGGCGAGGGACGCCGAGAUCUCCCGGCUGAUGGAGGAGCUCAAGAUCUCCGAGGCACGUAGGGCGCCAGCGCCACAGGCGCCUUCUAGGCCGACGACCCUGGAAGAGGAGGCAGCUGCGGCCGCUAAGCAUGCUCAGUUGGACGCCGACGCUCGCUACGAGGCCCUGGUUGUCGACCCAUGGAGAAAGGCCGAGACUGUGGCAGAGGCCUGGCGCUUCUGGAACUGCCCCACCACCACGGACCGCCGGCGUCUGUGCGACAGGAUCAACGAGCCAGGUUUCAUCGGGCGGCACAGCCUCCUGGGCAAGUCGUCGGCCAACGCAAAACAGGGUGAGAUGCGCCGAAUGAGGAGGGCGAUGGAGGCCGUGCGCCGCUUCCGCGCGUCAGACGGAGAGGCCGACACCGCCGCCGUCAUCAAGAAACUCGACGAGCUCGCUGCGUCGGGAAUUGUGACCUUCUGCGAUGCUCUGAAGAUCAUCGACGCCGACGCGCUACCGAUACGCACAGAGGGGAACCUGGGCAUCAAGGGGCUUUCUAAGGGUGAAAAGCCCAAGCUGACGGUUGCUUGGGGACUGGUGGCGGCGGGAUACAUGACGCACAAGUGGGGCGAGGACAUGUUCCCGACCACGUGGGAAGAGCAGAAAGCUGUGGCGGCCCAAGCGGCCGCGGAGCAGGCCGCUGGAAGACCGCCGCCGCCGCCGACGAAGACGUCCAAUCGUCGGAAGCCGGGCUGA
Molecule: messenger RNA, 1756 nt
Organism: Closterium sp. Naga37s-1
Lineage: Eukaryota; Viridiplantae; Streptophyta; Zygnematophyceae; Desmidiales; Closteriaceae
Source: the annotation of a GenBank genome assembly